Copidosoma floridanum is the source of this 4284-nucleotide messenger RNA. RefSeq names its product mucolipin-3. NCBI's taxonomy places the organism in Eukaryota, Metazoa, Arthropoda, Insecta, Hymenoptera, Encyrtidae. Gene Ontology annotation, cellular component: plasma membrane; lysosomal membrane. Gene Ontology annotation, molecular function: NAADP-sensitive calcium-release channel activity. The record is from RefSeq and is a predicted model, not a curated record.
UUUAUUCAUAUACCUCCUAUGAGGUCAUGACGGAACUUUAAAAAAUAUAUAUAUAUGCAUGUACAUCCUCGUGAAACAACGCAAGUGCACUGCCAGAUAAAUUGGAGCCUGUGUGAGGAUGAAAAAGUGAAGAGAAGAAAAAACGUUGCGCCCAUUCAUAGCCAUGUUUGCAUACAUAUAUCAUAAACAAACUAGAGUCGUUGAAAUUGAGCCCAUCAGAUAUCAAUAAAGGGGUAAUAAAUAUGUAGUAAUAUCUCAGUGUGACAGUACUGACAGUGACAAAUCAGUGUCGGGUAGCUCGACUGCAGUUUGAAUGAUAGAACUCAGCAUACCUAUUGCAAAUUGUAACAAUUUUUAUUUUUUAACUCUGAGGCUGAGGUCUGAGUCUGAGAUUAAAAAAUCAAUGUCAUAAGUCAUAACUAUCACUAAAAAUACUACACUAUUUGCAUACAUAUAUGUCUGAUUAGAUAACUCUCGUAUCGAAAGGUAUCGCAACAAAACAACACCUAUCAGUUCUCGGUAUGAUUGUUCUUAUCACAGUUCACGUGAUUGCCUCCGUGUAAAUUAAUCCCAAGAGCUGAUACUUAUUAACAAAAGUUAUGAAUCAGCGGGCGGACAUAACUUCUCAGUUUACGCUCGGUGGAGGUGGAGGCAACUGCCAACUGUUAACAGAACGUAUUUCUUAAUCAAGCUGCACCUGCAGUCAUUGUCGCUGUAGAUAGAUAUGCAGCAAAACUUGAUGAUCCUGAACAUUGACAGCAGCAGCAGCAGCAGCAGCAGCACUACUUUUGCAUUCCUGGAUGUGAUGAACAAACAAGUAUUCUCCGACCCACCAGGAACUAUCAGCUGUCCAAUUGACACGUCGUGGGUUAAAAGUUAGCUCAUUGCACUACCCUCAUUCUGUGUCAAUUACUAGUGCUUUUGUGUACAUACAUUGUCGAGAGAGAGAGAGAAAUAGAAAUAGAGAUAUUUCCUCUACAUUGAUAUUGUACGAUUAUUCCGGCUGAAUCAUUGAGCUGCUUGUAAUAAUGGCACAGGAGGACACGAGGAAUGCUGAGACGACGAGAGACAAUGUCCUCAACAAGAGUUCGUGGAGUGAGGCUACAGAGAGUUGUGAAGAGGACAACAGCUGUCUGCUCGAUGCCAACUCCCAACAGACCAAACAAAGUAGUGCUGAUCAAGGAGCCACAGAUCAUAAUACUCGCCACACCUUGAAGUACAUGCAGGAUAAGAUGCGCAGAAAAUUGAGAUUCUUUUUUAUGAAUCCUAUUGAAAAAUGGCAUGCAAAGAGGAGAUUUCCAUACAAAUUUGUCAUUCAAGUCAUAAAAAUAUUUUUAGUUACCAUACAGUUGUGGCUUUUUGCUCACAAUAAUUAUAUGCAUGUCAACUAUGCCUGGGAUAACAGGAUUUCUUUUUCACAUUUGUUUCUUCGAGGCUGGGAUGCAACUCAAGAGGUACCAGCGUACCCGCCUGCCACCGGACCCCUCGCUCUUUACAAAAAAGACGAAUUUUACGAGACAAUAGACUAUGCCUUGGACGGAUAUUACAAUCUUAGCAAUGCCAUCGGAUCUUACUCGUACACUGCCGAGAACAAUACCGUGGGUCGAGUCAUUUUAUGCCUGUACCACUAUGAGCAGGGAAUCAUAUUCGGCUUCAACGAGAGCUAUAUUUUCAACAGCAAGAUCGACGAGACCUGUUUAAAUAUAACCAAAGAGGAGAGAAAAGCAGCUGGAUCGAAAAUUCUGCUGCACCAGAGCGACAUUAAAGUAAAUUUCUCGGCUCUAGUCAGGGCAGAGCUAAAAUUUGCCGUCAAGACUGUAAACCUUAAAGUUGGCGGGUUGUUCUCACCGCCCGACUGCUACAAGUUCAAAAUCAAAGUGAUCCUCGACAACAAGGACUUUGACGGUCAGAUGCUGCUGUCGCUCGACGCGGAGCCGAUGCGACUUAUCUGUCAAGGCGACACCCAAUACAUCACGGACAACCAGAUCGAGUCGGCCCUGCUGACGGUACUGAAUUUGCUGGUUAUCGGUAUUUGCAGUGUCUCGCUCGGGUUAUGCUCGCGCGCUAUCUACCGCGCCCAGCUGCUCAGACUGGACACGAUGCGCUUCUUCAGGAGCGCUUUCGGCAAGGAUCUCAGCCUCGAGGGCAAGUUCGAGUUCCUGAACCUCUGGUAUGUGAUGAUCAUCGUCAAUGACAUCCUGAUAAUCCUUGGCUCUGCCAUCAAGGAACAGAUAGAGAAAAAACAGUUUGGCAACGACCAUUGGAACAUAUGCAGUAUAUUCCUUGGCACGGGCAAUCUGCUCGUCUGGUUCGGUGUGCUGCGCUACCUCGGCUUCUUCAAGACAUACAACGUAGUCAUACUGACCUUGAAGAAGGCCGCUCCAAAGGUUGGGCGAUUCCUCAUCUGCGCGAUCCUCAUCUACGCGGGCUUCACCUUCUGCGGCUGGCUCGUUCUCGGGCCCUACCACAUGAAGUUCCGUUCACUCGCCACGACCUCUGAGUGUCUGUUUGCCCUCAUAAACGGCGACGACAUGUUCGCAACCUUUUCCAUCACCUCGUUCAAGUCGCCCGUGCUCUGGUGGUACUCGCGCAUCUACCUUUACAGCUUCAUCUCGCUCUACAUCUACGUCGUGCUCAGUCUCUUCAUCUCCGUCAUCAUGGACGCCUACGACACGAUCAAGCUUUACUACCGGAGUGGGUUUCCCAAGAAUGACCUGCAGUCCUUCAUCUCGGAUUGCACGGACGAGGCCUCAAGCGGCGCCUACAUGCGCGACGAGUUGGACGAUAACGGAGCUGACUUUGGAGACUUCAUCGCGCGCAUCUGCUGCUGCUGCGGUCGCGAUCGGAAGCCGGCCGGUGCCAGCAGCGCAUUCGCCGCAUUGUCGAGCUCGAGCAGCAGCAGCGGUUUUGCCGGUGACUCGGGACAGGUCGGCUCGAGCUACAUAUGCAUUUGAUGGCCCGCGAUUUAGCAACUGCCUCCGCUGUUGCAGCGAUCGUGGCUUGGCCGUUGGCGGAGGGAGUCGGCGAGGAAACCGGCAACCUCUGUCAUCUACGUUUAGACCGUACUAUGGCUCGAUGGAUGAGCGCUCGCUUCCUCGCGGCUCUUAAUCGCGGUGUUUUGGGUGAGAAACGAUUGUUUUUGGUUUAUUGUAUUUUUUUAUUCGAUAACUGCCUCGAACUUUCGAGGCUCCAUGUUACCACUGGCAAAUUGCCUUGUAGAAAAAUAUUUUUUUAACAAGUGUGAUGUGACCAAAAAAUAUUGAUGUAAAUAGAUUUAUACAUAUUAAUUUUAAUUAUCGACGCUGACUUGGAUUUCGAUGUUCAUGCAAUAGCGAUGAUGUGUUUUGUCCAAUUUAAGGACAAAGAUAAAAACUUUACGUAUUCUAUGCGCUUAGAAAAUUUAAACCGGUGUAAAAAUUGAUCUUGCUGGACUGUUGAUAAUAGCUUCAGAGGUCUUUGGUUACUCGAGAAAAUAUUUGCUCUCUUAUUCGCAUGAAAUCCCCUACUUUGGACGUUCACUGCGCCCUCAGUUGGAAAAAUUUUCUUUGCACUUGGUGCGAAUCUAACCAGGGCAAGCACAAGGAGUUCCUCAGGCCCUGCUUUCCAGGUCCCUCGGGUUUGCUGCUUGUCCUGGUGACACGCACCACCAGAUACGAAAAUAAUCAUUUUUAUUGAUUGGCCGUCAAUUUAGAAGCAACAAAUAAUUUUUUAACGUCCCUCUCCUUUAUGUGUUUCCAAUCGCAAUCGCAAAAGUUGGAUAAUUAUUUUAUAUGUAUUGAUCACCAUAUACGCACAGAAUAUUCCAUAAAACUGGUUAAAAACUCUUUAUUAUGAUGUGUUAUUUAAAGUAAGAUAGACAAUCGAUAAUAUAAUAUAAAGAAAAAUAAAUUAUAUAACGUUAAAUAGUUUGAAAAACGCUUGGAAACUCCUUACGUGUUAGACUUUCCCUAAGUCAACUAGACAUUGAUCAAAUUAAAACAUAUUCCUUUUAGCUGAAUUAUUAAAUUCGUUGUUUUAAUGAAACAAUUGAAAUUUAUUUUAUUUUAUGAGAAAUGUUUUUUUUUUUAUUUCUAAAAUUACUUAUUAAGUACUACGAUCGUGGAAGAGACGAUGAUUGUAAAAAAAAUAAGAAAAAGAAACAAAAACCAUAUCAAUUGUCAACAAAUGACGUGUAAUAAAGGUAUUAAUUCAUAAAUGUAUUACUUGCAAGUCACAGUAAAUAGUAAAUAUCAGAGAAUAUAGAGUAUAUUUAUAUUCUCUGAUGUUUACUGAUAUAUAUAUGUA